Hippocampus comes (tiger tail seahorse) is the source of this 2839-nucleotide messenger RNA. It is a transcript of the gene adora3a.2, whose product is annotated as adenosine A3 receptor a.2. Bases 1454 to 2494 code for a protein of 346 amino acids. Gene Ontology annotation, biological process: G protein-coupled adenosine receptor signaling pathway. The record is from RefSeq and is a predicted model, not a curated record. The transcript has 2 exons. NCBI's taxonomy places the organism in Eukaryota, Metazoa, Chordata, Actinopteri, Syngnathiformes, Syngnathidae. Gene Ontology annotation, molecular function: G protein-coupled adenosine receptor activity. Gene Ontology annotation, cellular component: dendrite; synapse; plasma membrane.
UUAUCUUUUCUUAUCUUAGGAACUUACUUUUUUCUUUUAAAUGUCUAACUCUUUUCUUUGUUAAUGCUUUUAAACGUGGUACCUUUAAGAAUGUGAAGUUACCUUGUGGAUGAAAUGCACCAUAUACAGUUAAUAAAGCUGCCUUGCCUUUCCUGUCUUAAACUGCAAGUUCCAUUUUGUCCUCCUCAAUAUUAACCUUUAAAAAAAGGCAAACAUUCCAAGUUUUUUCAGGCUCCACAUUACAUAUGAACUUUUGAUGUCACAUUCGUUUGCUUCCAGUGAGCGAUACAUUUCAAGCAAAACAUACUGUGUGAGUAAAAUUGACAGUAAUUCCAGAGGACUUCAUUGCGCUCUGUUGAGAAGUGUAACCGGAAGAGAAACCAUCAUGAGAUGUGAAAGUUGGCACUUGAAAACAUUGAAGUUGAGGUCUUUAUUUUUGCGCGUGUUUGCAAAAUGGUCCCAGACACACGAGAGACACAUAUGUGGGUUUUCUUCAAAUUAGAUCACAUGAGACAAUCACCACUGGUAGUUUGUGCCUUGUGUGGACAAAAGUGUUUAGACACACCAACAGUCCAUCUGCAGAAGUGGAAAAAAAAAACUUAAUCUCUUGUAGAAGGACUUUAUGCAAUGUCCUUUGGUCAUGCUAAAGAGAAGGUGCCUUCCUACCAAGUUGGAAGCAUACACUUGGCCAAAAUGCCGGGAAAUGUGUGUUCAAUGUUGAGUUCAGCCUUCCACUGACACCACAAUAAAAAUUGUCACCGGUGUAAAAAAAUUUUUGAUUUCUUAUUAAAGUGUAGUGAGAAUAAUUGUCUGCUAAAUUUGAUACAACACAGAGAAAAAUGUUAACAACUUUGCUAAAUGUGCAUGAUUUAAACAAACAAAAAAAAAAAACAAUAAUCUAGCGUUUUCUCUGCUCUAAUCCCGUGGGCAUGUCCGAAUGGAUGCUAACUCAUGUAGCAUCUUAGCACCUACACAUCACGACAUCCCACGUUUCAGCUGCAAAAACACAUCCAAUUAAAGCCUCCAGCUGCUGGAAUACAUCCCACAAGGUCGCCGAGGUGCUUUACACGGCACGACGAGAGGUGGCUAACCACCAGCUAGCUUGCAAAUUGACAGGCUUGCGCUUGGUAAUAAUAACUCAGUAACGAAACUGAGCCGAAUGAUGACGGGUGCAAAGGAAAGUGUUCCAGUUCUCAUCGGGGAGGGUAACUCAAGCCUAAUGCUGAAGUGCGUCACUAGGCAACAUAUUAGCAAUUGGGACGUUUUGGUUAUGGUUUAAAUUUACCUUAGCGCUGAUUCAUUCGCUCAUACACAGCACUUAAGCAAAGAAACCAACAAAAGUAGUGGCCUCUUCCUGACACAGCACAAUCACAUUCAUCAGGGUUAAAGUGUGUCAGCCUUAACAGAAAUAGGAAGAAGCACAUUUGACUUCCUCAAACCAUUCAAGCCCGAGAUGAAGAUCGAAGUGUCACCAUACCGCAUGGCGAACCACAGAGGAGACGUGAUGCAUGCGGGCGAGGUGGUCUAUGCCUCGUUGGAGGUACUCAUCGCCGUCUGCUGCGUCCUCGGAAACACUCUGGUCAUCGCUGCCGUACAGACGACCAAAAGCAUCGGGCAGCCCACCUUCUGUCUAAUCGUGUCGCUGGCGGUAGCUGACUGCGCGGUGGGCUUGGUAGCCGUCCCCCUGGCCGUGCUGGUGGACGGCAGGGUGAGCACCUCCUUUCGCACCUGCCUCUUCAUCAGCUGCGUGGUCAUCCUGUUGACCCUGGUUUCCAUUCUAUCACUCAUGGCCAUCUCACUGGACCGCUUUCUCCGUGUGUACGUCCCACUCAGGUACAAACGGACGGUAACACAAAGACAUUCAUGGUCUGUGGUUGCUGCAUGUUGGCUUGUCGCUCUGCCUCUGAGUUUCGCGCCCAUGCUGGGCUGGCACAACGAAGACACCACCUCCCCAGAGUCUCCCAACUCCAUGUUCAUUUGCCAGUUCAUCGCCGUGAUCCCGAUGUCCUAUCUGGUCUACUUCAACUUCUUCCUCUGCAGCCUGACACCGCUACUAGUCAUGUCGGCACUGUAUGGCUACAUUUUCUACAUCAUUCGUGGCAACCUCAAAGAAAAGCCGGGCAACGGGUCCCAGGCCAGAUCUCACAUCUACCUGAAGAAAGAGAGGCAGCUAGCAGGCUCUCUUGCCCUGGUCCUGAUCCUCUUCGCCCUCUCCUGGAUCCCGCUGCACGUGCUGAACUGCGUUGCCUACUUUGAAUUGGCCGCAGUGCCAGUGAGCGCUUUUCACGUGGGCAUUCUGUUGUCUCAUGCCAACUCUGCUGUGAAUCCAGUGGUGUAUGCCUUUAAGAUACACAAGAUCAGGACGGCGUACCUGAAGAUCUGGCAGAGGUGCCUCACAUGCGGGGAUGAACUCCAAGGCUCUCAGUCCAGCCAGUCUAUGGACAACAACCAAAGUAGCAACAGUAUGAACAACAAUGUGCCGUUACGUGCAUAACGUGGUCAUAUUAUGGAAAAUGUACUCUUUAAAUGCACGUAUGCAGUUGGUGGUUUCCUAGAGUGCCUGUAUACCGAUCAAGUGUAAAUUAAAAAAAUCUUUUGUUGUCUGCCUUUUUCUGAAAAUUUGUCUGAGCGUGCCAGGGGAGGCAGGGGACAUUGAGUCAUGUUCCGUGCCUCUGUUGUUGAGGCGACCAAUCGGAGUUGUGGCCAUAAAGUGGUUUGUGCCUGUCGUGGUAGCAACUCCUCCACAUUGAGAGGAGCCAGAUAAGGCGGCUCGGGCAUCUGAUUUGGAUGCCUCCUGGACAUCUCCCUGGAGAUGUGUGCCAGGCAUGUCACACUGGCA